AUGAAAGGCUUGUCCAGCAGUCGGAGUCACCAUCACGUGGUCUCCUAUGAACCAUCAUAUGAUCCACUGGGUCACCAUGUUGACCGCAAGCCAUAUUUGAUCAGUCAGAUGGACAUGCCUGUGCCCAUCCCCAUGCCGCAUCCAGCUGAGCUGCCCUACUACAAUGCUCAGCGUACCUCGUACCCCUCUGACAGCAACAGCAUCGUCCCAUAUGGAACCUUCCCAAGGAGGUGCCACUCCACCUCCUCAACUCACCAUCCUGAGGUAAAGGAUGAGUGUAUGGCCAUGGUACCAUAUGUAGGAGGAGGAGGGGGAGGAGGAGGAGGAGUAGCUGGAGGAGGCUAUGGAGGUAAAACGCCCACCCGGGUACCAGCAAACUUUGCGGACCCGUUUGAGCGUCAGCCGUCAUUUUCCAGAGAUGGCUACCAUACACUGCAGUACAAACGAGGAGUGCUGGCCCACAGUGGGGGGAUGGGGGCCAACAACAACAACAAUGACAGUCCAGGGAGAAUUCGCCACCUGGUCCACUCAGUCCAGAAACUCUUCACCAAGUCACAUUCAUUGGAGGGCCCACACCACACACAGUCCUCCAAGGGGGCCAAUAAUGGGAGUGUUAAUGGUGGUGGUGGUGGCGGAGGAGGUGGUGGUGGUGGUUCAAGGGCCAGCCCAGAGGGUGAAACUCCACCAGUGGGAGUGCGCCACCGGAAGCGCAGCAAGAGCCGUGAGCGCUGUCGAUCAGCGGAGCCCAAGCAUCGAAGCCACCACCACCACCACCACCAGCUCCACGGCUCAGCAUCUGCUCCGGGCUCCGGAUAUUGGAGCUCAGAUGACAACCUGGAACGGGAGCUGUGUCUCUACCACCCUCAUCACCACCAACCUCCACCCUCACCCUCACCCUCCAUUUCCCCCUCGCCCAUCGCCAUGACAAUGGGCCGUUACCCCGGCAACAACCCAGACAAGUUCCCCCAAUCUCCCCUGCCCCCUCUCUCCUCCUCGCAGUCCCAGCAGUACUUUAUGAUGGACCCUUACGGCACACUCAACGAGCACACACACACCCACGCACACCAUGGCCACGCACACCACCACUCUGCACUCAAAGCCUCCAGGAGCAACAACGAUGUGAAGUAUGCAGCAUCGUCGGCAUGUGUGCCAGUUAGUGGUAGCAGCAAUAACAGCGGUGGCGGUAUCGGUGGAGGAAGUGGCCCCUUGCUGCCACUGGGUCUUGUGGACGGGCCCCUUGUGAAGAAAGGGGCAUGGUCGUCGAGCCUAACGGUGAGCAGGGCCCGAGAGGUCUACACCAACAACAGCAGCCACAACCAGCUACGAGCCAGCGCAGGAUCCGGUAACCUAAACCUAGAUAGAGCUCUAGUCAAAUCUAAGGGCAGUCAGCAGCAGGAGCGCUCUUGCCAUUUCUUACAGGUACCUCAGGAUGAGUGGAGCGGCUUCUCUCCUCUGGGGAAGGAAGACGACAUCCCCUGUCGGAGGAUGAGGAGCGGCAGCUACGUCAAAGCCAUGGCUGAGGACGACAGUGGAGACUCUGACGGGAGUCCCAAACCCUCUCCCAAGAUCCAGGCACGCCGGGCCAGCUACCUGAAAGCCACACAGCCAUCGCUGACUGAGAUGACCACUCUACAGAUUUCAACGGAGCACUCUCCCAAACUGCAGAUCAGGAGCCACAGUUACCUGCGUGCGGUGAGUGAGGUUUCAAUCAAUAGAAGCCUGGAUACCCUGGACCCCAAAACCCUCCUCGACCCCAAAUCGCUGCUGUCCUCACCCCAAUACCGCUCACGCAAUGAAAGCUACAUGAGGGCCAUGAGCACCAUCAGUCAGUUGAGCGAGGUGGAGGUGAACGGGCAGAUUGAGCAGGUGUGUGAGCAGGUCUACAGCGAGAUGCAGUCCCAGGCCAUGGACGCUGCCAUGGACAGCAUGGACACCAUGGACACCCUGCCAAUGCCGGGAUGCUUCCGGAUGCGGAGUCACAGCUAUGUGAGGGCGAUCGACCAGGGCUGCGCUGGGGAGGAGGAAGGAGAAGGAGGGAGACCACUGCUCCUGCUGCCGUCUUCCCCACCACGCACGUCUGCUACCACCGUCAGGACCAUCCAGAGCAGUACAGUUUCAUCUUGCAUCACCACUUAUAAGAAAACCCCUCCACCAGUGCCACCCCGAACCUCCACCUGCUCCACAGCCUCGAAGCCCUACAUCUCCAUCACAGCCCAGAGCAGCACAGAGUCGGCACAGGAUGCAUACAUGGAAGAGGAGGGACCCAGAGGUGACAUGACCAUCCAAUCAGGGCUCAGUAACUCAACAGAAAGCAUUGACAGCAUGAAGGCCUUGACAGCUGCCAUAGAAGCUGCUAAUGCACAGGUCCAUGGACCAGCCAGUCAGCAUGUCAGUAACAGCACCAUGACAGUCAGCACCCCCACCCCCUCAGUCCUGAGCAGGGGGAUAGUUGUUGAAGACCACCGGGAGGAAUACAGGAAAGAAGCACUCAGGAAGGGCAAAUGUCUCUCCAUAGGCAUCCAGGUGGACGGACCAGAGGAGGUUCCGGAUCCAGAGGACCCGUCCAAAUUCACCUCUGUAGGGGUGCAAGUGGAGGAUGACAGAGGGUAUCGUCGGUUCCAGCGCUCCAACAGUGUGACAGCAGCUGUACAGGCAGAUCUGGACAUGCCCGACUUGCUGGACACCCCUCUGGACUCCCCAGACACUGACUUGGAAGUCCUGUCAUCUGGUGCCAUCUCUCGACAAUACUCCCGAGAUGCCGCCACCUCCACCGUCAGCAUCCAGGGCUCAGGGAAUCACUAUCACGCCUGUGCCUCUGAUGACUAUGAGGAUGUGGGCUUCGACCCGUCCAUCCUUCCCCCUCCAGACCCUUGGAUAGACAGUGUAACAGACGACCCGCUAGAUGUGGUGCAGCGUUCAGUGUGUCAGAGAGACGGACGCUGGUUUCUGAAGCUGCUGCAGGCCGAGACCGACCGCAUGGAGGGCUGGUGUCGACAGAUGGAGCUCGACCAGCGAGAGAAUGACCUGCCUGAAGAUAUCCUUGGGAAGAUGAGGAGUGCGGUGGGAAGUGCUCAGCUUCUGAUGUCCCAGAAGUUUCAACAGUUCAGGGAGCUGUGUGAAGAGAACCUGAACCCCAACGCCCACCCUCGUCCCGUGGCCUCAGACUUGGCUGGUUUUUGGGACAUGCUUCAGCUGUCAAUUGAGAACAUAAGCUUGAAGUUUGAUGAGCUUCACCAGCUCAGAGCCAACAACUGGAGACCCCUGGAUCCCCCGGAGAGAAAGGAGAGGCGGCUCCCACCUCCAGUGCCCAAAAAGCCGCCCAAGGGCCCCCACCACCACCCCCCUCUGGCCAGAGACCGCUCACUGGAGAGCUCCGAGAAACAGCGGCAGGAGGCCAGGAAGCGCCUGAUGGCCGCCAAGCGAGCCGCGUCUGUACGCCAAAACUCAGCAACGGAGAGCGCUGACAGCAUCGAGAUCUACAUCCCUGAGGCUCAGACAAGGCUAUGA
Molecule: messenger RNA, 3507 nt
Organism: Toxotes jaculatrix (banded archerfish)
Lineage: Eukaryota; Metazoa; Chordata; Actinopteri; Toxotidae
Product: disks large-associated protein 1-like
Exons: 14
Coding region: 1-3507 (1168 amino acids)
Biological process (GO): signaling
Cellular component (GO): glutamatergic synapse; postsynaptic specialization
Molecular function (GO): molecular adaptor activity
Source: RefSeq, a predicted model, not a curated record